UUCACUUCGAUAAUGACGACCAACAUGCCAAACGAUCUUUAUGCCGUCGCAGAUUUCUGCCUCAUCCCGAUCGGAACAGGAGAAUCUUCUGUCGCAGAGUAUAUCGCAGAGUGCCACAGAGUCCUGGAAAAAUCAGGCCUGACAUUUAAGGAUACAUGUCUCAGCGGAUAUGCUACUAAUCAUGAGGGGCCUCGGAGCGAAGUGUCUAAAGCCAUACAUGAUUGCCAUGCUGCAGUACACGCCAAAGGUGCCCCUCGAGUUGCCACCGACAUCCGCAUUGGUACACGCGUAGAUCGUGACAUUCUCGCAGGUGAUGGCAACGACCACAAGGUGAGACGUGUAGAAGAGAUCCUAGCAAGAGACAGAGCAACUGCAUCAUGAGUCCGUGCUGCUUGAUCAGUUUGUUUAGGCAGGUAAUCAUGUAUGAUUUGUUUCGGCUUCGGCUUCAUGCUUUCGCAUCGUCUGUACAACAUAGGCAUGGCGACAUUAUGUGACGCGAUUUCAUACUUGACACGAUAGACAUAUAUCACAACAGUGACCCUAUAGCGCGGUAAUCUGCAACUGUUACUUCACGUACAGUGAGGACCAGCGUUCA
Molecule: messenger RNA, 595 nt
Organism: Suillus paluster
Lineage: Eukaryota; Fungi; Basidiomycota; Agaricomycetes; Boletales; Suillaceae
Product: YkoF-like protein
Exons: 5
Coding region: 13-381 (122 amino acids)
Cellular component (GO): cytosol
Source: RefSeq, a predicted model, not a curated record